Molecule: messenger RNA, 942 nt
Organism: Ogataea angusta
Lineage: Eukaryota; Fungi; Ascomycota; Pichiomycetes; Pichiales; Pichiaceae
Exons: 1
Coding region: 1-942 (313 amino acids)
Biological process (GO): carbohydrate metabolic process; ascospore wall assembly
Cellular component (GO): prospore membrane
Molecular function (GO): chitin deacetylase activity
Source: RefSeq, a predicted model, not a curated record
AUGAGAUUCAAUUCCAUUCCAAUUUCCCUCGCCCUCUGCAUCUUCAAGGGAGGAUUUACUUUAGCGGCUCCUGCCGAACUUCAGUCCCAAGCAACUACAACUCACCAUUUUACUGAGUUAUCAUCCGUCAACAUCUCUAUGUUGGCCACAACUCCAAUGCCAAAAUGGCUUUCUGAUUUCACUGGACUCAACGAGUGGCCGGGAGCAGACCCACCUUACAUUCCGCUGGACUUCAUUGAUUUAAAAGCGAUCCCGAACUUUCCCCCUCGACCAGCGGGUACAUGUCCUCCAGAUCGUUCCAGUUGCUCGUUUGAUUGCUUCAAAUGCAUUUCCUUCGAUGAUGCUUAUACGUGUCCCGUCCUUUCUCAGACUUUCGACGAUGGUCCUUCAGCUUCAACACCGAAACUACUAGAGGGUCUGGAUCACAAGACCACAUUUUUUACUGUUGGAAUGAAUGUAGUUCGGUAUCCGGAAAUUUACAAUCAGAUCAAACAAAAUGGGCAUUUGCUUGGCUGCCACACAUGGUCUCAUAAGUUCUUGCCAGGAUUAACAAACGAGCAGAUUGUCGCUCAACUAGAAUGGUCCAUUUGGGCGAUGAAUGCGACUGGCGGCCAUUUGCCAAAAUGGUAUAGACCUCCGUACGGUGGUGUUGAUGAUAGAGUUAGACAAAUUGCUAGAGCUUUUGGAAUGCAAGCUGUUCUCUGGGACUAUGACACUUUUGAUUGGAGGAUGGAGACUUCACCACCUUCCAAAACAGCCAGUCAGAUUUUCAACGAUGUGAAUCAAUGGAAGAGUUCUGGGUUAACUGGCCUUAUUUUAGAACAUGAUGCUUAUGCGUCUACAGUUGAUGCCGGAAUUGAGGUGAGCAAAAUUCUAGGCAAUAAUCAAAUGACAGUUGCCGAAUGUGUUGAUAGUAUUGAUUACAUCAAAACUUUUGACUAA